AUGGAAGGCAUGGAUUAUGAUCUGUCCGACGUCUCGGACUUGAGCUCCGUGCCCUCCUCAUCGACGCGGUCCUCGCCUGAGCCGGCCACCCGGUACCUGACACCGUCUUCCCAAGAUGCUGAGGAUUCAACGCGCCAAGACUGCCCUCCACCCGCGAAGAAGCGGAGGCGCAACCCCCUGCCCAAGGAGCGCACCACCCAGUAUCUCUAUCUUUCUAAAUCAUCCUACGAGCAGCAAGAUCAGGUGAAAUUGCUCGUCGACACUCUGCGCCACCAAAAGGACAUCGUCGCCAUUGCGGGCGCGGGCAUCUCCACAUCCGCGGGUAUUCCCGAUUUUCGCUCGACAGAUGGCUUGUUCAAGUCUUUGCAGAAAAAGCACAAUUUGAAGGCUUCCGGCAAGCUGCUCUUUGAUGCCGCCGUCUACCAGGAUGAUGCCUUGACGGCCCCUUUCCAUGAAUUGGUCAGGUCGCUGUCGGUAGAGGCCGCCAACUGCAAGCCCACCAAGUUCCACGAAAUGCUUGCGCGUCUCGGCCAGGAGAACCGGCUCAAGCGACUGUAUACCCAGAACAUUGAUGGCCUUGAGACCUCUAUGAAGCCCCUAGCGACGGAGAUUCCGCUCAGUGCCAAGGGUCGCUGGCCCGUCACUAUUCAACUCCACGGCAGUAUCACCAAGAUGGUAUGCCAGAAGUGUCGCUACCUCUGUGACCUGAUGCCUAGCAGAUUCUGUGAAGCUGAUCCUCCCGAGUGCGACGAGUGCUCUGUCAAGGAAGAAGUCCGCCAAACAUCUGGGCACCGGAGUCAUGGGGUAGGGCGUAUGCGACCGCGCAUCGUUCUUUACAACGAGCACAAUCCCGACGAGGAGGCGAUCACGUCUGUCAUGAAUGCCGACAUCAAGUCCCGCCCUCGCGUGCUACUCGUCGCUGGCACCAGCUUGAAGAUCCCGGGGGUUCGACGCCUUGUCAAGAGUCUAUGCACCGUGAUCCGCAGCCGCAAGGACGGCGUCACGAUGUUCAUCAACAAUGAGCCGCCUGUCGGCAAGGAAUUCGAGAACUGUUUCGACCUUAUUGUACAGGGAUCUACCGACGAGGUGGCCGAUCUCGUCAAGCUGAAGAGCUGGGAGGACCCAACGCCCUAUAUGAUGUCGCUGCCGGAGCCGGUCUUCGGAAUCAAGCCUGGUUCUGACGAGGAGCUCUCCUCUUCAGACACCGAACAGAAGGUUUCCGUGGUUAUCAAUACUACACCCAAGAAGCGUCCUCGCAGUGACACGGGGUUGAUGACACCUUCCUCCUCUCACGAUGAGAAGCCGGCGGCCAAGAAGCCCGCACAGAGCAAGACCAAGAACGCGGCCAGUAAAGGCCCCAGUAUCAAGAGCCUGCUCAAUCCGGAAAGCAAGCCCGCUGCCUCGGCCAAAGGAGGCCGCAAGCCCGCUGCGAAACCCGCCGCCCCCAAGAAGCGCGCUGGCAGACCCAAGGCCGUGCCAGCUCAGUCCAAACAGAUUACAUCCUUCGCCACCGUCGGCAAAGCGAACACCGUGGCUGCCCCGGUGGACAAGAAGAAUGGCACGUCCAAACCUAUGCGCGCUUUGCCAUAUGGUGCCGCUAAAAGCAACGGUCCGGUCUUGAUGUUCCCCGGUCUCGCCCAAAAGCCCGGUGUUGAAGCGCCUGUGGCUGAGUCGGUGACUACCGUGUCUUCUUAA
Penicillium canariense is the source of this 1695-nucleotide messenger RNA. RefSeq names its product putative SIR2 family histone deacetylase (Hst4). Bases 1 to 1695 code for a protein of 564 amino acids. Gene Ontology annotation, molecular function: histone deacetylase activity, NAD-dependent; NAD+ binding. The record is from RefSeq and is a predicted model, not a curated record. Lineage: Eukaryota; Fungi; Ascomycota; Eurotiomycetes; Eurotiales; Aspergillaceae. Gene Ontology annotation, cellular component: mating-type region heterochromatin. Gene Ontology annotation, biological process: pericentric heterochromatin formation; replication-born double-strand break repair via sister chromatid exchange; regulation of DNA repair. The transcript has 2 exons.